AUGAAGACAUGGAAUGCCACCUCAUCAUUUGCUACACAAACUUGGUACCUUUUUUCUAGUAGCAUUGCUAAUCUCAAAUGCGAUUUAAGUAAGAUUUGCCUAUUUGUGGUUCUACAGAAUAAUUCCCUACCAUUCAACAAAUAUGCAUUUUUGACAACCCACAAUGCUUUUGCUAUCGAAGGAGAGCCAUCUCAUACCAGAGUCCCUCGUGUUACCUUCACGAAUCAAGAAGACACUGUCACUCAACAACUUAACAAUGGAGUUAGAGCCCUAAUGCUUGAUACCUAUGAUUUUCAAGGAGAUGUCUGGUUGUGCCAUUCCUUCAAAGGAAAGUGCCAUGACUACACUGCAUUUGAGCCAACUAUAGAUACUUUGAAUGAAAUCCAAGCAUUUUUAUCAGCAAACCCAGGAGAAAUUGUGACAUUGAUAUUAGAGGACUAUGUUGAAGCUCCAAACGGAUUGACAAAUGUUUUCAAAGCUGCUGGAUUGAUGAAAUACUGGUUUCCGGUAUCAAACAUGCCCAAAAGUGGUCAGGAUUGGCCGCUUGUUAGCGAUAUGGUCACUAGGAACCAAAGGCUACUUGUAUUCAAUUCAAAACAAGAGAAGGAACAAUCCGAAGGGAUUGCAUACCAGUGGAACUACAUGGUUGAAAACCAGUAUGGAAAUGAUGGAAUGAAAGCGGGAAGCUGUUCAAACAGAGCUGAAUCGUCGCCUCAAAAUGACAAGACUAAAUCAUUGGUGUUGGUUAACUAUUUUAGGUCAGUUCCCAUUAAGCAGCUCUCAUGUCAAUUCAAUUAUGAGGAUUUGGUUAGCAUGCUUAACACUUGCUAUGGUGCUGCUGGAAAUCGAUGGGCAAAUUUUGUUGCGGUUGAUUUUUACAAGAGGAGUGGAGGAGGGGGAUCAUUUCAAGCUACAGACACUCUCAAUGGAGAACUCAUAUGUGGAUGUAACGAUGUCCAUGCAUGUGUGGUAAGCUAUGAAAUAUGAUUCUUCAUCAUAUAUUCCAUUUCAUCAUCU
Rosa chinensis is the source of this 1017-nucleotide messenger RNA. RefSeq names its product PI-PLC X domain-containing protein At5g67130. Bases 1 to 987 code for a protein of 328 amino acids. Lineage: Eukaryota; Viridiplantae; Streptophyta; Magnoliopsida; Rosales; Rosaceae. The record is from RefSeq and is a predicted model, not a curated record. Gene Ontology annotation, biological process: lipid metabolic process. The transcript is spliced from 4 exons. Gene Ontology annotation, molecular function: phosphoric diester hydrolase activity.